This is a messenger RNA of Clunio marinus, 198 nucleotides long. NCBI's taxonomy places the organism in Eukaryota, Metazoa, Arthropoda, Insecta, Diptera, Chironomidae. The record is from the annotation of a GenBank genome assembly.
AUGAAAAUUUUCAUAUUUCAAACGAAUGAUCAAGUGAACAAGAAUGUUGCUAAAUAUGGGAUCGUUGAUGCUCAAAGAAGUGAAUAUCUUGAAUUAAAUAUGUAUCAUGAAAUUGAUUUUCUUUUGUUAGCUAUGGAGAUUGCAAGAAAUGAAAUUCAAUUGAAAAUCAUUCAUCAGAUAUUCAAAGAACAAAUCUGA